AUGGAUUCCUUAGAUGAUUUCCUGGAAACCCUCAAGGUCGAUUUGGAAUCGGAUGACGGGGAUCAUUCGAUAAAAUCAGGGUUAGACGAAGAAAACUUUGUCUCAAAGAAACGUCGGGAAACCUUCACUGAUUCCAUGCUCCGAGAUGAUGUAGUUCAUGUUGUUCAAUUUACAUCGGCAGCCAGCGUUCAAAGCCAAAAUAGAAAACUAAUGGUGAUUGGACUGAUACUUAUCCUUAGUAUCUCGGGUCUGUUUCGCUUUAGUAAAAGUGUGGUCCCCUUUUUCAUGGAAGCUACAUCAAAAGUAGAGGAAAAGCAGGCGGUUGGAAAUCGAUGA
This is a messenger RNA of Cylindrotheca closterium, 336 nucleotides long. The record is from the annotation of a GenBank genome assembly. Lineage: Eukaryota; Bacillariophyta; Bacillariophyceae; Bacillariales; Bacillariaceae.